UCUGAAUAAUGAGUUUAGAAGCUGUAUUGAAAACUGUCGGGUCGCAUUUCCUCAGUCUGUCUGAGCGAAUGUUUGUGUAUGGACCCCAGGGCAAGCUAGUGCUGAGGAAUCUCGAGGAACACUGGUUCUCUCACUGUGUCACAAUGCCACAUUAUAAUGUGUUCCCAUGUGAUACAAUCGCAGAUACAUUGCAACAACUGCGGAGUAAUUCGAUGGACAUGCUGCCAUUUGCACUUGUCACACUGGGAACAUCCAAGAGCGUGUGGAACGAGUCUUUGCUAUUAGUGGAUAAAGUACCAUCUCACAGAAUUGCCAAGAUCAACGUAUUUGUUGAUGCGUCGGACUCGAAGAGUCUGUUGUAUAAGAAGCAAAGAGAGCGCAAAGUAUGGUGGCGCAAACUUGCUCAGCAUCCCUCGAGAUUCGUCUUCGCCGAGGCAAAGAAGAUGAGGAAUCUGGAUGUGACGGAGAUAGAGGCGCAAUUUCCUUUUGGAAAUAUCAUCGUGGAAACAAUCACUCAUUAUCCCGGCAUACGCAAGUUGUAUCCUCAGAUUGAAAAUAAUAAAGAUAAUGUUAUGGAUGUGCAUAUGAUCGAGCAUAUCGCUUCCAUGGAUUGGGGCUGCUUGGCAUUAUUCUGUGACAGCCAUAUGCUGGAUAAAUCAAUUAGAGCGUAUAUUCAUCCUAAGUUAUGCCCAUACAAAAUCACGUUUCACAUAGAAAAACAGAAAAAUGAGACUGAUUCAGAUAUAGAAGACUUGAAUCGCUUUGUGCUAUACUUAAACAAUAUGCUUAGAACGAGAGGGAUCUCUACCAUAUUGACAAAUACAGAACAAAUCGUCAAUACAGAACAAAUGUGCCUAAUACCAUACGUCGUGUCAGUGGAUAAGACUAGUCUUAAGAAUGGCGUUGUACAUGUAAAAAAUCGAUCAACGACGCUUAGUGAGGCAGUUCACAUUACUGACUUGGUAAAGUAUAUUAGCUUGCGUUCUUCUUGAAUUACCAUAGUGGCAAUUCAAUUGGAUUUUUCGAUCAAUGUUUAUAAGAUAUUGCUAUCAUGUAACUAUAUUUAACUAUAUUUAUUACUGACAGUUACAACGAUAUAAACUGUAAAUAUAAAUGAAAAUUCUGGUUUCUAUGUUCUCUCCUCUUUUAUCCCUAUUUUGUUUCUGAAUUUGAAGAUAAGUAGUUACUAACUCGAUCUUAUGUGGUAAUGUACAUUUUUUUUUUAAAUGAAGUAUGCAAAAUAAAACAGUAAAGACAACUUAGAUUUUCUGAUCCUGAA
Atta colombica is the source of this 1279-nucleotide messenger RNA. It is a transcript of the gene DNApol-gamma35, whose product is annotated as DNA polymerase subunit gamma-2, mitochondrial. Lineage: Eukaryota; Metazoa; Arthropoda; Insecta; Hymenoptera; Formicidae. The transcript is spliced from 2 exons. The coding region runs from base 9 to 992 and encodes 327 amino acids. The record is from RefSeq and is a predicted model, not a curated record.